This is a messenger RNA of Letharia columbiana, 873 nucleotides long. RefSeq lists its product as uncharacterized. The transcript has a single exon. The coding region runs from base 1 to 873 and encodes 290 amino acids. NCBI's taxonomy places the organism in Eukaryota, Fungi, Ascomycota, Lecanoromycetes, Lecanorales, Parmeliaceae. The record is from RefSeq and is a predicted model, not a curated record.
AUGCGACCAAUCUCACUACCUCCACCAGGCAAAGCUGCCAGGAUCUCAAGCGCCGACCGAGCCUACAAGAAGGAGCUGCAGCUGCUCGGCUUUUUUGGGCUCCCACCAGAAGUCAGACUAGUCAUUUACCAGUAUUGUCUUGUGCCUAAGGGCAAGCCAACUUUGCGAAACCCCGAGUUGGUUCCGACAAGACAUCCUUGCCACAUCCAGCUCUGUGACAAUGCCAUCCUUCGAGUCUGUCGUAUGAUCUAUGAAGAAGCGAUUCCAGUCUUCUUUGCCAGUAACACUUUCCACCAUUCCCUCCGUUGCAAGACCAUUGGCCUUUCACCGAUCUCUAGCGACACACUGUUUAUGCGAAAUCUUCAACACCUGAGGCACGUAAGCCUGGACGUAUGGGCAGGAUGUUGGAAUGAAGACUUCAAUCCUGCCGCCAACAGGCUCUUAUCAAAAUUCCUCGACGGGGUUAGAGGGCAGUGCGGAGAAUCUAUCCGCAGCCUCGAGAUCCAGCUUGUCUCGCUGGCUAGCGAUCAUUCGAGGUCUGUUCCCCUGCUGGGCGAAGGUAUUACCACGUUGGCAAUCCAAAAACUGCGACCCCAUCUCCAAAGCCUCACUGUCGUCGGCUAUAGUUCCUCAUGGCCCCACUCUUCCAAUGUGCUAGAAGAGUUCUGUUUGGCAAUUGCACCUGAUAAGUUUUGGGAUAAGAGACGUUGCAGGAACUGGCCUGGGGUUUCACUUCCUUUGGCUAUAGAUUUCCGUGUUCACCAUCACCUAGAAGGCGGUACUCCUCGUUCACCAACUCCGGAAUCACCAGAAUACGUCGAUCGUUGGCAAAUCAGGUGGACGACAAAUCGAGACACUCUCGCGGAAGCAUAA